Molecule: messenger RNA, 1142 nt
Organism: Thamnophis sirtalis
Lineage: Eukaryota; Metazoa; Chordata; Lepidosauria; Squamata; Natricidae
Source: RefSeq, a predicted model, not a curated record
CCUGGCGGCAUCCCUGCACCUUCUCGCCCGUCGCUCCGGCUGCCUUGGCGGAUGCCGCUCCUUUUGCAUCCGAAGGGAGUGGCAGGCGCCGGCGCGCCUUCCUUCACGGAGCAACGCCGCCGUCCUCUCUGUUAAAAGAGAGCCGGGCGCUUCGGGGGCCAUGGCCUAAGUCAGGCCGGGGAAAAGGAGAAAGGAGUGGGGAAAAAAAGCCCAGCUUUUAGGGCACCGACCGGACUGGCCGGGUGGGUGGAAGGAAGGAAGGAAGGUCUCUCAAGGUAGAUGAAGGGAUGUAUCACUUAGAUGCUUGAACCUGCGGCACUCGGCAACCAAUCACAGGACCAAAGGAUUCUCGUACCUUGAGGUGCAAACCUGGGCAAAGAUGUUGAAGCCAAGUGGACUUAAAAUUCCUGGGAGGGCCGGGAAGCAUGCCAGUCCAGUGGGACGUCCUGGUGGGACAGCAGCAACCGCUUCCACAACCAGCAAUGCCACAAAAGAAGGAUCACCUCUCCACAAACAGGCUUCCACAUCUUCCACAGGUGCCUCCGAGAAGCUGCCAGGGUCAAAAAUCGCUGAGGUGGGCGAUGACUUCCUGGGGGACUUCGUGAUGGGUGAACGUGUUUGGGUGAAUGGAGUGAAGCCAGGCAUAAUCCAGUAUUUGGGAGAGACCCAGUUUGCCCCCGGCCAGUGGGCAGGAGUUGUUCUAGAUGACCCAGUUGGGAAGAACGAUGGUUCUGUCGGCGGAGUGCGUUACUUUGAAUGCCAGCCACUCCAGGGGAUCUUCACGAGGCCUUCCAAGUUGACCCGCCAACCCACGACGGAAGGUUCAGGAAGCGAUGCUCAUUCUGUGGAGUCUCUGACCGCUCAGAACUUGUCCUUGCACUCCGGGACUUCCACCCCACCUCUUUCCACUCGCGUCAUUCCUCUGCGCGAGAGUGUUCUCAACAACACCAUGAAGACUGGAAAUGAAUCUGGUUCCAACCUCUCAGACAGCGGAUCGGUGAAAAAAGGGGAUAAAGACUUCAGACUUGGGGACCGUGUCCUUAUUCAACAUACAAACGGAUCUGAACAAGUUCCUGAGAAACAAAGAAGCCAUUGUGAUGUCACCCAGAGGCUGAGGAAAGCCUCCGUAAAUGUAAAACAGG